AGGCAGAUCACCCAUCAGGUGUUGGGGCACGAGCGCUCUCUCUGCACCUUUCCCGAAAAUAACGGGCUAGCUUCGGGGGCACGUGCUGUUCCUGGGAUCUUGCUUUACCACCACCAUGCCUCCCCACCCCAGAUAGUGCACCCCGAGUCUAGAUGGGGGCCUAGGGCAGGAUGAUAGAUACCUGAGGUAGGCAUGUUGUCUUUCCUGCUCAGGUCUAAGCUGACUCGCUUCUGCUGGCUGGGCAUGGAGGAUUUGAAAGAAGGUAAGGAAGCCACGGAGGGAGGAAUGAGGCCCUGAGAGCCUGCAGGGACUGAUAGAUGGCGUUUAUUCUCGUCCCUUCAGAUGUCAAGUUCAUUGCGGAUGAGACCUUGGACUUUGGAGGGCUGUCCCCAUCUGACAGUCAUGAGGAGGAAGACCCGACAGUACUGGCGAGUGCAGAGAAACCACUUCGAAGGGGCCUCUCUCACCGGAGUAACCCGAACCCGAAUGCGGUCGCCCCUGCUCUCCAGGGUGUGAGGUUCAGUUUGGGCCCUCUCAGCCCAGAGAAGCUGGAGGAGAUCCUCGAUGAAGCCAACCGCCUGGCAGCUCAGCUAGAGGAGUGUGCCCUGCAAGAUCGUGAGCGGGCAGGGGCAGGCCCUGGGAAGCCCAGCCCCAGAGGGAAGCCCAGCCCUCGGCGGGAGACGUUUGUCCUGAAGGACAGCCCUGUCCGAGAUCUGCUGCCCACCGUGAGCUCUUGGAGCACGCCAUCCCCACGCAGCCUCGCUGGACCCCGAAGCAGCGAUAAAAAGGGGUCAGUCAGGGCUGUUCGGGUGACAGCUGGAAAGAAGCCCCCCAGCACAAAGAAGGAAUCGCCCACUUGCAAUCUGUUCCCUGUAGCCAGAAGCCCAGCACUCUCUCCUCUGGCACAAUCAGCUCUUCCACCCCGGCGGAAAGCUGGGCCCAGCGCACGGACAACAGCAAGUGAGACCCUGGGCAGCCAGGAUGUGGGGGAAGCCGGUACGGGGGAGAGAGGAGGUGGGACUCACCCUGAAAUGUCGUUACUCCUCUCCACAGGCCCGCCAGUCCCUGUCAGACCAGUCCUAGCCCUACAGCCCUCGACUAGCAACUCUCAGUGUUCAUCCCGACUCCAGGGAGCGGCUGCUAGGUCUUCCAGUCGAUUACCGGUCCCCUCAGCCAUCCCCAAGCCCGCCACUCGAAUGCCACUCACUAGCCGGAGUGUACCGCCUGGCAAAAGUGCCCUACCCCCAGAUUCUCUCUCCACCCGGAAAGGGCUUCCAAGUGCCACAGGGCACAGAGCUCCUGUUCCCCAGAGAACGAAUCUUCCAACCACUAGCGCCCCUCGAGGCAGGAUGCAGCCCCUCAGGAAAGCUGCAGUCCCUGGACCUACGAGGUAA
This is a messenger RNA of Peromyscus eremicus (cactus mouse), 1394 nucleotides long. It is a transcript of the gene Psrc1, whose product is annotated as proline and serine rich coiled-coil 1. The coding region runs from base 318 to 1394 and encodes 358 amino acids. Gene Ontology annotation, cellular component: spindle pole; spindle microtubule; microtubule cytoskeleton. The record is from RefSeq and is a predicted model, not a curated record. Gene Ontology annotation, molecular function: microtubule binding. The transcript is spliced from 4 exons. NCBI's taxonomy places the organism in Eukaryota, Metazoa, Chordata, Mammalia, Rodentia, Cricetidae. Gene Ontology annotation, biological process: mitotic metaphase chromosome alignment.